This is a messenger RNA of Portunus trituberculatus (swimming crab), 1675 nucleotides long. Its product is annotated as acylphosphatase-2-like. The transcript is spliced from 4 exons. Bases 59 to 355 code for a protein of 98 amino acids. Gene Ontology annotation, molecular function: acylphosphatase activity. NCBI's taxonomy places the organism in Eukaryota, Metazoa, Arthropoda, Malacostraca, Decapoda, Portunidae. The record is from RefSeq and is a predicted model, not a curated record.
AAAAAUAACCUGGCAGUCUCUCCGAUUGCUCUGCCUCAUCAACAGAGCAGACCUAACCAUGGCGGCGCAGAAACUCCUUGCAGUUGAAUUCGAAGUGUUUGGGCGUGUUCAAGGGGUCUUCUUUCGCAAGUACACAAAGAAGAAAGCAGUUGAGCUGGGUAUUCGAGGCUGGUGUAAGAAUACUGAAGAGAAGACUGUCACUGGCCAGCUGGAGGGACCCCGCCAACAGUUGUCUCACAUGAAAGAAUGGCUUCAGAAGACUGGAAGUCCAAGCUCUCGAAUUGACAAGGCUGAAUUCAAGAAUGAGAAAGAAAUUGAAGAUUACUCUUUCAAGAACUUUUCAAUUAGGCACUAAGUUGCCAAAUUAAGCAGUUUUCAUUUCCAAUCAGUUAAAUGUUACAAGUUUAAAUAGCAAAUAACAAAAGUGAAGAAAACAAUAAUAUAUGGUAGUUAGCUAUGGCUAUUAAUUGCUCAGAUUGAUAUUUUUCCCAUUUGUAACAAAUUUCACUAACAAGACUUAUUGUAUAUUUAUAUACUAUACAAUUACUAAAAUGGUUCAAGAGCAUAGCCUACCUUUUUUCCUUUAUUGGCAUUAUGUGUUAUGUAUAAUUAUUUUGUUAAUUUUUUGUCUAGACAGUUAAUGAAAUUUAGGAAGGAUGAUUAAACAAUUUUUCUCUGAUAAAUGUCAAGUUAUGUAAGUGUAUUUUUGCUUAUCUAAUCCAUUCAUCUGUCUAUAUCUGUGUCUACCUCUGUGUUCUCGUCUGUCUAUGUGUAUCAUGUGUAUUUAUAACAAUGAGGAACUGUGUGUGUGUGUGUGUGUGUGUGUGUGUGUGUGUGUGUGUGUGUGUGUGUGUGUGUGUGUGUGUGGUGACAUAUACAUUAUUAUUACUUUAAAUUACAUCUCAGGAUACAGUGCUCAAUUUUGACAAAACACUCUUAGGUGAUCAAAAGAUUAUGUAACAUCCAUCAGACUUUAUUAACCACUGACCAUCUGCACCAUACCAAAAGUAUGUAAUGCCUGGGGAUUAUAAUGAAGGACAAUUUAUCAUGAGGAAAACACAUCAAAAGUUGGGGAAAUAUAUGAGUUACUAAGAAAAAUGAAAUGGGGUUUUAUCUAUAUAGAUGAAGAGAUGAUGAAAAAAACUAAUAGAAUACAUGAUUUGACCUAAACUAGAAUAUGCUGCACUCAUAUGGUCACUACAUAAUAAGAAAGAUAUAAGGAAGAUAGAGAGGAUUGAAAGAGCUGCAACCUAAAUGGUUCCAAGUUUGAAAGAGCUAAUGUAUGAGGACUAGUAGAUUAAAGAUCUUAAGACUUCCAACAUUGCAACAGAGGAGAGAAAGAGGGGACCUAAUUGCUGUACUAUAUAGGGUAUGGAAGGGGAUGGACACAGUUGACAAAGAAGACCUAUUGGUGUGGGACUCAAGAAAUACAAGGGAACAUGGCAUGAAAUUGAAAAGACUGCAUGUAGAAGAGGCAUUAAGAAAUAUAGUUUUCCAAACAAGCAUAGAAAUGUGGAACAAUUUGGAUGGAACUCGUUCAAGCAAGAAAUAUUCAUGACUUUAAGGCUAAACUGGAUGACUAUAGGUGUGAAAACAGGACAUCAUGAGCAUAGCUCUUUUUCUGUAAAACACAAGUAGGUAAAUACAACUAGGUAAAUAGGAAUGCACACACACA